This is a messenger RNA of Drosophila kikkawai, 1095 nucleotides long. RefSeq names its product cornichon-like protein (gene cnir). The record is from RefSeq and is a predicted model, not a curated record. Gene Ontology annotation, cellular component: COPII-coated ER to Golgi transport vesicle; endoplasmic reticulum membrane. Gene Ontology annotation, biological process: endoplasmic reticulum to Golgi vesicle-mediated transport. NCBI's taxonomy places the organism in Eukaryota, Metazoa, Arthropoda, Insecta, Diptera, Drosophilidae.
GGACGAUCUGGCAGAUUUGGUUGCUGGUUGCCAGACCGUGUGUUCAUGAGGGUUUCUGGCGUUUCAGGCAAAUUUGCAUCUGGCCACACUGGCUAGAAACUUGUAAAUAUAAACAAGAAAAACUUGUAAUUAUAAGUGAAAAAGUGAAUCUCACGCUCCACUAUGUUUCUGCCUGAAACAGCCACGUUUUGCAUAACUCUUUUGGUCUACGGGGCCAUCCUGUUGCUCCUUAUUUACUAUGUGUUGACACUGGCGGACCUGGAGUGUGACUAUUUGAACGCCCAAGAGUGCUGCCGUCGCCUCAACUUCUGGGUCAUACCCAAGUUCGGAUCCCAUGCCCUGCUCUGCGUUCUCCUGCUGCUGGGCGGCCACUGGAUAAUGUUCCUGCUCAAUUUGCCGAUGGUGGCAUGGUUGUUUUACGAGAUGCACCGCCAGCGACGCGACAGCCUGGGUGUCUACGAUCCGGUGGACAUACACAGUCGAGGCCUGCUGAAGGUCCACUUGAGGAAUUGUAUGAUAUACCUGGGCUACUACUUCGUCAUGUUCUUCGUGGCGCUGUACUGUCUCAUCUCAGCCCUGAUCAAGGGGGAUCCCAUCAAGCGGUACGAGGAUGAUGAAAUAGUCACGGAUUUCUGAAGUUUAGCCAAAUAGGCCGGCACCUAAAGGGCUUCCAGCGCAAUUAUUCACCCUAGGGCUCAACUAAAAAACUUUUUUACUGGUCUUUGGUUCCACAACAAUUACUUGAAAAUUAGUUUUAGAACUACAUUUUUAUUGGUUUAACUAGGAAUCGACAACGAAACAGACUGGGUACCCUUUAGUUUUCCAGAGUUUGAAAGAAUUUGAUUAUUUUUAGUUGUAUUUCUAGGUAUUUUCUUGACAAAAAAUGUUUUACCCUUUUAGAUGGUAUAACAAUCCAAAUCUCCAAAAGUUAAAAGACUCUCGCACGUUCUAUUUUUGGAACAUCGCGUGCUUAGGAUACAAACAUUACGCUCCCAAAGACCAACCUAGUCGCACUCCAUCUUCACUUUAUUUAUUUCAUUAGCAAUAUAAGCGUAUUCGAAUACAAAUCACAAAAUACAUAACCAUUAUACAGUA